UUUGCUGGAGAGAAAAGUCAUUAAUUUAAUAUACCACCAGAUCAGGCCAAUCCAUUAAAUUAAUUCAUUAAAAAUCAGCAAAUCCAAGUGAAAACGACAAACAACAAUUCCAUUUAUCGACGAAAACCCUUUCUCCACUGUCUCCAGUGGAUACAAUCCUUCGAAUCAAGUUGGGGAAGGUCAAGGUUCACGAGGGGAUGUCAGUGAGUCAACCACAAUGGCAGAUGUCCCAGCAGAGGCUCCAGAACAUUGUCCUGGGACGCAGAGUGACUCUGCAGGAAAGUCUUCAGCAUGUGCUGGAUGUCCAAACCAGAAUAUCUGUGCGUCAGGUGCCACAAAAACCCCAGACCCUGGCAUUGCCCUCGUGAAGGAACGACUCGAAUGUGUUAAACACAAAAUCCUGAUAUUGUCAGGAAAGGGUGGAGUUGGGAAGAGUACAAUGACAUCGUUGCUGUCAAGAGCAUUGGCAGCAGACGAUCCGGAGAGAAACGUCGCUGUUUUGGAUAUUGAUAUUUGUGGACCUUCACAGCCGAGAGUCCUUGGAGUGCUGGGGGAGCAGGUGCACCAGAGUGGGUCUGGGUGGUCACCGGUCUAUAUCGAAGACAAUCUAUCGUUGAUGUCCAUCGGGUUCCUCCUGGGGAGCCCCAGUGACGCCGUCAUCUGGAGAGGACCAAAAAAAAACGGAAUGAUUCGACAGUUUCUCUCGGAGGUCGACUGGGGAAACCUCGACUACCUCAUCCUGGACACACCCCCGGGUACCUCCGACGAGCACUUAUCAGCGACAACGUACCUCAAGGGCGCGGGAAUCACUGGAGCUGUGGUGGUGACAACUCCCCAGGAAGUUUCACUGUUAGACGUCAGGAAGGAGAUCGAUUUCUGCCGGAAGGUGAACAUUCCCAUCCUGGGAGCCAUCGAGAACAUGAGCCUCUUCGUCUGCCCCAAAUGCAAAAGCACAGCAGAGAUAUUUCCUGCCCUGACUGGAGGAGCUCGACGAAUGGCAGAGGAUCUGGAUGUUGAGUUUUUGGGAGCUGUUCCCCUGGAUCCUCUGCUCGCGAGGUGCUGCGACGAGGGGAAGAAUCCUCUGAUGGAUAUGCCAGGGUCACCAGCAAUUGCUGCUGUGAAAAAAAUUGUCUCUAGACUCGUCGAGAUGUGUGAAAAGCGAGGAGAGUAACACGACUGCUGAGUAAUUAAAGCUGGAGGUUAAUUAAUAUUAAUCAAUGAAGUGUACUAUUUUUAUGGAAAAUAAAUGUUGUAUUAUAAUCGA
Messenger RNA from Diachasmimorpha longicaudata, 1264 nucleotides. RefSeq names its product cytosolic Fe-S cluster assembly factor NUBP1 homolog (gene Nubp1). The transcript has 6 exons. Gene Ontology annotation, cellular component: cytosol. Gene Ontology annotation, molecular function: 4 iron, 4 sulfur cluster binding; ATP-dependent FeS chaperone activity; ATP binding. Gene Ontology annotation, biological process: iron-sulfur cluster assembly. The coding region runs from base 218 to 1171 and encodes 317 amino acids. NCBI's taxonomy places the organism in Eukaryota, Metazoa, Arthropoda, Insecta, Hymenoptera, Braconidae. The record is from RefSeq and is a predicted model, not a curated record.